Amoebophrya sp. A120 is the source of this 4742-nucleotide messenger RNA. NCBI's taxonomy places the organism in Eukaryota, Dinophyceae, Syndiniales, Amoebophryaceae. The record is from the annotation of a GenBank genome assembly.
AUGGCAGAGAAGGCCCGAAGAUGGCGCCAAUGCCACUACAACCACCAUCGAAUCAGGCUACGCUACCUGGCGGGGGCGACCCAAUGUUGGCGUCCACGACGCUACCGCAAGCGCCUCCGGCUCCGCUAGAUGGCGGGGGCGACCAGAUGUUUCCGUCAACGACGUUACCGCAAGCGCCUCCGGCUCCGCUAGAUGGCGGGGGCGACCAGAUGUUUCCGUCAACGACGUUACCGCAAGCGCCUCCGGCUCCGCUAGAUGGCGGGGGCGACCAGAUGUUUCCGUCAACGACGUUACCGCAAGCGCCUCCGGCUCCGCUAGAUGGCGGGGGCGACCAGAUGUUUCCGUCAACGACGCUUCCAGAAGCGCCUCCGGCUCCGCCACUUCGUGUGGGCGACCCGAUGGGGUCAAUGCCGCCACAAGCAUCGCCGGGCCAGGCUGAACAAGAUAAACGCCCGCUGCCGCCUCCACCGCCUUCGUCCUCUAGUGGGGUCGGCACGGCGACAGGGUCAGUGCUGCGACCAUCAGCACCUCUGCCAAAGGAUAGCGGAGGCGGCCCGAUGCCGAUGACGUCAAUCUCCAGCGCGCCGCUACCAGUACCACCACCGCCGCCGGCUCCUCCACAGUCUGUUAGAAACGACAUGGAAAACCCAAUGGAGUCAAUUCCACCGCAGCAACCACCUCCGCCGCCGCGAAGUAUGAGUGGUGGAGGCGGGGGCCAACAACCAGCGCCAGAUAUUGGCGCAAACUCCCUUGAGCCGGCGGCCUUGAAAGACCCGUCGCUCUCACCACAACGCCCAAACAAGCCAAGUGGAGGCGGAGGGAGCAGCUCGAUAGAACCACAAGCGCCGGUACCGCCACCGCCUCAAGCUCCUCCUGCUCCGUCCGUGACGCCACUGCCGGACCGGGGGCAACCUAGCGGGACCGGCUCGCCAGGGGCCCAGCCGUCGUUGAUAAAGCCGCCGCUUCCACGACGUCGACCACCGGACGAGAUGAAAGGUACAGAGGGCGGCGGCUCGUCCAGUAUGCGGCCGCCCGCAACAAAGCCGUCACUUGCACCGCAGCCCCCGUUGGAGAAACUUCUCGCUAUCGGGGAGCGCUCCUCCAGUACGGGGCCGCCCCCUGGCAAGGCGCCUGUUCCACGACAGGGCCAGGUAGAGCGUGUCGCGGACGGUGGGCCGCCCGGGCCACGACGUGGUGGGGUUGGUUCUACCGAAGAUGCCAGUCCGGCAAGGCAGAGGGCAAGUUCACAACCGUCGCAGCCUAGUAGCCGCAACGGCCCGGCGACCAGUGCGCAGCAAAGCCUGGCUGAACCAAAAACAGUGUCGCGAGACACGCUCACGCGACAGCGUAGCGAGGACAGAUCGAGGACCGAUGCCCCGACAAGAUUGCCCUCAUCAAGUUCACCACCGCCGCGACAUGAUGGCGGACACGCCUCGGGCAGUGCGCUACGCUCAUUACCACCUCGCGGACGUGGCGCCGGCGGCCUGACCGGUGCGUCGCUGCGCGCAGGGCAACGUGAACCACCACCGCGUGGAGAGCGUGGAUUUGACGCCAGCGACACGAUCGAUGCGCCGCCGCGCUCGCGGCCAAGUUCGGUAAAACCAACACAUCAAGAUGAGGUUGGGCAUGGCCAUGGCAGUGGCGACCCUGCCGGUGCGCAGAAAGGCUUGAUGGGGUCGCCGUCCCAAAAACCGCAACUACGUAGCGGGGGCGGCUUGAUCGGUCCAAAGCCAAAUAUGAUGGAGACGCCUCUUUCACGACCAUCGGCCCAGCAAAAAAGUGUGGACGGCCCUCCAACCAUUGCGAAGCCACGCUCGAUGGGAUCAGUGUCGCCGAACGCACCGUCGAUACGUGACAGGGCUCGAUCGACCGGCGCCCCAGCAAGCCGGAGGACAACUUCACAAUCUUCACAACGAUCGCAAGCUAAUAGUAGCCGGAACGGCCCAGGAACGCGGGUGCAGCAAGACAUGGCGGGGCCGAAACACUUGUUGCCACGAGAGACGCCGCAACUUGACAGAGUCGGAUCGACCGGCGUACCGGCAAGGUCGCCGCCAAGUUCACAACCACCGCAAUUUGGACAGCGUGGGCGUAGUCCUCCUCCUCCCGCCCGCCCGAACGGAGCGGCGUCGCGCUCGGAGCAGAGCACAUCACAACCACGUGAGCGUGGCUAUGGCGAUUCACCAAAAACAAUACGGUCGGACUCGACACCACCACCGGACUGGCUUGGCCGUCGGGGUGGCGGCCCGUCCGCUGCGCGUGGCGGAUUGGUGGGAUCAAAAAUGACGCAGGUUGGAAAGCCGCCACAAGAAGAACGUAUCCGGGAUGGAUCAUCGCCCCCUCCGCGCCCGGCCUUGCGGAUGUCGUCUCCAUCACAACUGAACGAGCGUGGCCAGGUCGGCUCCCCCAGUGCUCGGCCGCGCUCCAUGGCAGCGUCGCCGUCACGGCUGGCGCAGCAACAGAAUGUUGGCGCCGGCCCGGCCGCUGCGCGGCAAGACCGGCCGAGGCCAAACGCGGCACGACCACCGUCGUUGCCGAGCCCGGCCAGUGUGCCGAAAGCCUUCUUGGCGGCGCCCGUGCCGCAAAAGCUGCCGCCCGGGAGCAGGGGUGGCUCGGAAAUCGGCGCGAAGCAAGAACCGACGAGGCCAGCGUUGCCAAAACCGGCUUCACGUACUAGCAGCAGGACCAGGGGCGGCUCGAUCGGUGCGAAGGAAGGCUUGAACAUGGGAUCAAGACCAGCGUCACGGGAACCGCCACCACCUUCGAACCGGGGCGAUGCGCAGCGACCAGGCUUCAUUGGCGCGUCAACUAUUUCGCGAGCACCGUCGCAACCGGCCGGGCCGACAGGAGCGCCGGACCGAUUGAGGACACGUUCACAACCACCGCACCGGAGCGGGGCCGGCUCCGUGGCCGGCGACGCGCCGAGACGCCUCGGGGCGAGUUCCCAAGCACCGCCCCGUAGCGGGGCCGGUUCCGGCGCUGGGAUCGGCGUGCCGCCGCGCUCACGCGCGAGUUCGCAAGAAUCACGGAACCCUAGCGGGGCCGGCCCGACCGUAGCUGAUGCGCAGCCGCGCUCAAGUGCAGCAAGUUCAGAAGCAACACGCCGUAGCACCAGUUCGAACGGCCCAAUCCGUGCAGCGCCGGGCCCGGCGGGCCCCCCACCGUCUAGACGGGGCGGCCCAAAAAUGGGUGCACCGCCUCGCCCCGGGCCGCAGCGUUAUGGAAAUGGGAGCGGCCAGACAGAUGCAGUGCCGGGCGCUGGGCCGCCCUCUCGACCGGCGACUGGUGCCGCGCCGCGCCCGGGGCCGCGGCGUAACGGCGACGGGGGCGGGGGCGGCUCAACCGGUGUGGCGCCGCAGUUGGGGAAGCCGUCAUCUAGACCCGGCGGACCGGCGGCUGGUGCAUCGCCUCGCCCCGUGUCGCAGCUUAACGGCAACGGCGGGGGCGACCAACGAGCCGUUGUAACGGCACGUUCGGGGUCCUCACCUAGAAGACGUACAGCUACAGCAAAAUCUCCAGCCCAAUCCUUCACUGCCUUAAAAGCGACCCCAACAAAGCAGAAUCCCAAACGGGCUGGCCGUGGCAGCUCGGCCCAGGCGGCUCGGCCGGGGCAGCGCAACCGGCUUCAGCGGUCGGCGCCUGGUGCGCAGCGCAGUGCAAGUCUAAGUUCUCGAGGGCGGCCACAAGAAGUAAGACCACAUCCACGACUCCAACAACCCGCGUCCUUUGCUGAGCGCGAGGUCGACGAUGCCGUCUCCCGGGCCCGACAUAUUGAUGAUCACCCCGAUAGUGACACUUCCACAGCAGCUGCUAGUACAACUGAUGACGCUCCUUCUUCUGCAGAGCAAGAGAACCGUUCUGGACUGGAGGGAGCGCAAGCAAAACACAAUCUUGUGGACCGACUGAUGGGUGCGCAUGCGCAAGUUGCACAACAUGACCGCGAUGAAGCUACUACUACUAGUCUGCGAGAGCAGCACCGCACCAGCCCCAGCGCACCACAGGACGACUUGCGAAAGCGAGGAUCAGGCGGAUGGAAAAGCCGAGGCAGCAGAGGGCUUCUUGCAGUCUAAUGGCUGCGCCCAAGUUUUUGUUCUGUAAGGAAUCAUGUUUAUGCCAUGGCCUCUGUUGCUUCUUUGGAAUGCAGCUGUCUAUUUUGAUAUUUUCUGUGAACAAGAGGCGUAGGCGGCCUCAGAAAGUUCGCAAUUUUGUUCUAUUUUCUUUCUUGCUAUUCCAAGUAUUGAUUUGAUUUUUACGAAUACAAACAGCGCGUGAUGCAGUACAGACUGAUUUUUACCAGGCACAUAAUUCGUGUAUUUUAUUUGUUUGAAGAUUGUUUUGCAUAGUCGAAUCGUGCACUACUUUAUUUUGUUCGCCAAAGAAAGGAAAAUAUGAAUCAUGUACAAAAAAGAUGCUUUUCGUUGUCACAUACACAUACAUCAUACUUUCUCUCUUCGUAAUUUUUCCAGAGCAUUGAACGACAUUGACGCGAGGAUUCAAUCGAUAACAAGGUGCUCUAAAUCUAAUGUCAGGGAUGCGUUUAGUUUGAGUUUCGUUUCUGAUUCUGCCAUUUCGUUUCUUGCAACGGGUUCAUUCCCGCACUCUCACAUGGAUGCAUCAGUGUGAAUCUACUAAACUUGUCCUCGUGGAGCGCCAAUGUCAUGUGGAGUGUUCGAGCGAAAAACCAAACAGAAAAAGAAAAACCCAAAUAAAGAGAAAGACCGCGCCCGGCUCGAAACCGAAAGAAG